AUGGACGCCAAAAUAGAACAUGUAUCGGUGAUUCUACCCGUCAGCAAUGAUCCGGUCAUCGUUGGGAAUGUUAGCUCUAGGAAAAGCUUAAAACGACAUUGGAACCAGUUGUCUCGGUUCCAAAAGAAUUUAGCCUGCAUCUUACUGGCCGGUAUGUGCAUUUUCUACGUCAUAUUUUUUGUGCUACCAUUCAACGAUCCGUCCCGCAGCUCAGAUGCGAUUGAUCCCAUGGAGCACAUCCAGAUAGCACCAUUUAAGGAAAGGCAUGAGCGAUUUGCAUCUUCCAUGGUGAAAGAGAUUAAGCUCACCGACAGUUUAGCAAACCCUCCGACGGAGGAAGCACUUGCGAAACCGGUCGGUCAGCAACCGGAAGCCAAUCUUAUGCAGCUCGAAAUUGUGCACAACGAACCGAAAGAGAUCGUCGACAACGAAGAGAACGUGCUGGAGGAAAAUCGACGCAUGCCGUUUGCUGGUGCGAAAGAUUUUAAGGGUCCAACAAACGACCGGCAAAGGGCCGUGGUGGAAGCGGUACAACAUUCGUGGAAGGGCUACAAAGAAUACGCCUGGGGCCAUGAUAAUCUGAAACCCAUUUCGAUGGGUUAUUCCGACUGGUUCGGGCUCGGUCUAACGCUGGUAGAUUCGCUCGACACACUUUACAUAAUGGAUCUGCAGGACGAGUUUGAUGAGGCGCGCAGCUGGAUCGAGAAGUACUUAAAGUUUGACAUUAAUCGUGAGGUUAAUCUUUUCGAAGUGACGAUCCGUGUUGUCGGUGGCCUGCUGAGUGCGUAUCACCUGAGCGGUGAUCGCAUGUUCUUGGACAAAGCGGUCGAUCUUGGAAAUCGCUUGCUGCCAUGCUUUGAUUCACCGUCCGGAAUACCAUUUUCGGAUGUGAACAUCGGAUCGUUGGCUGCACACGCACCCAAGUGGUCACCGGACAGUUCAACGAGCGAGGUGACGACAAUUCAGCUUGAAUUCCGUGACUUGUCGCGCAGCUCGCAGAACCCCGUCUUCGAAAAGGUAGCGGCCAGAGUAAACCUUAAAGUACACGAACUGGACAAAAAUGAAGGAUUGGUACCGAUCUUCAUCAACGCUAAUACGGGACAGUUUCGUAACUUUGCUACUAUUUCACUAGGAGCGCGAGCCGAUUCUUAUUACGAGUAUUUGCUCAAGCAGUGGCUUCAAACGGGCAAAAAGGCUGAAGACUAUCUUAUCGAGGACUAUCAGCUAUCUAUGCGCGGUGUCCUGAACCAGCUGGUACGCACCACUCCCAAUGAAAAACACGUCUAUAUCGGUGAGCUGCUUAAUGGGAAAGACUUCAAGCCAAAGAUGGAUCAUCUAACGUGCUACCUGCCUGGUACCCUGUUGCUCGGCUACAAGAACGGCAUGCCGAAGACGCACUUGCGGUUAGCGACCGAUCUGCUAGAAACAUGCUACCAAACGUACAUGAAGCAACCCACACAGCUCGCACCCGAAAUAUCGUACUUUAACGUGAACGGAGAGUCUGAAACGGAUAUCUACGUGAAGACGAACGAUGCGCAUAAUCUGCUGCGACCGGAGUUCAUCGAAAGCCUAUACUACUUCUACGCCAUAACGGGUAACCGCACGUACCAGGACAUGGGCUGGACGAUCUUUGAAGCGUUCAAUCGCUACACGAAGGUGAAGAACGGCUACACCUCGAUCGGUAAUGUGAAAAAUCCGCUCAAUACGCGGCCCCGCGACAUGAUGGAAAGCUUCUGGCUUGGGGAAACGCUCAAGUACUUUUAUCUGUUGUUCAGCGACGAUCGAAACGAGAUCGAUCUGGACAAGUAUGUGUUCAAUUCGGAAGCCCAUCCGCUACCGAUACGGGAAGUGUAA
Messenger RNA from Anopheles marshallii, 1854 nucleotides. It is a transcript of the gene alpha-Man-Ib, whose product is annotated as endoplasmic reticulum mannosyl-oligosaccharide 1,2-alpha-mannosidase. Lineage: Eukaryota; Metazoa; Arthropoda; Insecta; Diptera; Culicidae. The record is from RefSeq and is a predicted model, not a curated record. The transcript has 6 exons. Gene Ontology annotation, biological process: carbohydrate metabolic process; N-glycan processing. Bases 1 to 1854 code for a protein of 617 amino acids. Gene Ontology annotation, cellular component: membrane; endoplasmic reticulum. Gene Ontology annotation, molecular function: mannosyl-oligosaccharide 1,2-alpha-mannosidase activity; calcium ion binding.